UUUUACGUGCCUAGCAUGUCUUGUUGUUUUUUGUUUACAUUGAAUUUUGUUAUCUGUGUGAAUAUUGACUUUGUCGUGCUUGUUUUGUCGCAGUGAACAGCAUUGAUCUGAGUAAGCUAGCCGGGAAGAAAAGGAAGAGGCCGGCGAGCCGAAAUGUAGCCCCGGCUCCUACUCCAGUUCCCCGAGCUACCGAGGUGCCAAAGUCACCUGCUGCCAAGGCACCUGAUGCCCCGGGUGUCCCUGAAGAACCCCUACGGGGUGUUGAUGCUGUCCCCCUCCGUGUUCGCUUACCGGAGGGGAUCGAGGUGCCGGUGGGUGCCGAACCGGUCGGGAACAUCCCGUUCGUGAACCUGGACUCUACCGAGACGGUGGAUGGCCCAGCUCGGGGCCCAACCAAUCCCCAAGGGGCGACUACCGAGCCUGCCGGCCAAAGUUCCAGGGCUCCGCCGACCCGAGUGCCUGAUCUGCCGGACAUCUCGUCGGGGUCGAGCACUACAGCCCCGGGUCCUCAGACCAUCACUCGAGCCAGCUUUGCCGAGUGGGUCAGCAGGCACAACGAUGGUCGACCAGCUACCCUGCAUGACCUGGUCAUUGCGGGCGACGUUGCUCGUGUGACCACUCUUCCUGCUGACCGGGAGCACUACAAGUCCCACCAGCCUGAGAAUUUGUGGGCUGUGGUUUCCUCCUUUUGCCUCCAGGCCUCGCAGAUGGCCUACAUGGCCGAUCAAAACCAGAGCAAGGUGGAGAUCGACCUGACACUGGCCAAGGACCUUCUUCUGAUCGAGAAGAAAAAGGCCCGGGAAGCUGAGAGGCGGGCUUCCGAAGCAGAGAAGAAAGCUUCUGAGGGGGCUGCCCUCGUUGCCACCUUGGAAUCCCAGCUGAAGAGUUCGGAAGACCGCCGAGCUGAGGACCUGGGUGUGCUGGAGAAGCUGCGAGCCGAGGUGACUCAGCUCGAGAGCGAGAAGGCUGCGGCCCGAGAUGAUUUUGCGAAGCAGCUGGCCGAUAUGACCACCCGAAACGAGCUUGCUUCGAAAGGGCUUCGGACGACGGUGUCCGACCAGAAGAAGCAAAUUGCGGAGGUCACCCAGCGGGCUGAGAAGGCGGAGGCCGAGGUGAAGGAAGUCAUUGGCCGGGAAGAGAAAAUUUAUGACGACUUCCGCCGCAUUCUCUAUGUCAGCGAGGUCCAGGCGGGUGAGUAUAUCCGAGGUCGAUUCGGGGCCGAGCUGGAUGUUUCUGACUUCGUUCUUGACAUCGAGGAGCUGGGUCGGCGGGCCAAGGAGCUGCCUGAAGAUUAUGAUGUGCCUGCCGACAUCGAGGACUACCUUGCUGAUGAUCAGGGUCCGAGCUCCGACCCCCCUAGAUAGUUUUAACUUAGAUAGUUUUAUCUUGUAAAUCUUAA
Messenger RNA from Mercurialis annua (annual mercury), 1399 nucleotides. RefSeq lists its product as uncharacterized. Bases 708 to 1364 code for a protein of 218 amino acids. The transcript has 2 exons. The record is from RefSeq and is a predicted model, not a curated record. NCBI's taxonomy places the organism in Eukaryota, Viridiplantae, Streptophyta, Magnoliopsida, Malpighiales, Euphorbiaceae.